Molecule: messenger RNA, 2575 nt
Organism: Pelmatolapia mariae (spotted tilapia)
Lineage: Eukaryota; Metazoa; Chordata; Actinopteri; Cichliformes; Cichlidae
Product: TBC1 domain family member 15-like
Biological process (GO): activation of GTPase activity
Molecular function (GO): GTPase activator activity
Source: RefSeq, a predicted model, not a curated record
UUUGGAAGUUGGUGGUCACGUGAGCUGCCGUCGUCAUUGGGAGAGCGAGUCCAGACAUGGCGGCGGAGCCUGCGUUCAAGGUGAUAUUUGAACACGAGGGAGUCUUCCUCCAUCCCAGCAGCGAUGAGGAGAUCGAGCCAGACUUCCUGGUUUCAGGAACCCUCCGGAUCCUCGACAAGGACGCUGAGAUCGUGGUAGAGUACAGACCUCUGGAGGACGCCGUCGACCCCUCAAACAUGCUCUGUGCUGGGAAGGACUCGAGCUCGGUGGUGGAGUGGGCUCAGUGUCCGGGGGACCGUCCACAGUCUCAGCAGCUGUUGGAGGCUCAGCUGAGCUACGAGACAGAUGGACAUGGUGAACGCCGUGUCGUUCAGGAAGAGGCGGAGCUCCAACAUGGAGGGUUCUCUCAACAGCAGCCACGAGAGGAGCCGCUGGGCCUUCGCCUUCAGUGUCAGUGACCUCCGCUCCGUCACGGUGAGAGGAGGCUGGACCUUCAUCAUCCUGCAGCUGAAGGACUCCUCCACCCCGCUGCCACAUCUGCACUUCCACCAGGGUGGCAGCAGAGCGUUCCUGGACAGCCUGAGGAGGUUCGCUCUGCUCACAGAGUCUCCCAGCGACCACACGUGCCUGCUGGUCAGCACGCCAAACAAAGCUCUGUCGCAGUCUUUCGAGAACCUUCUGGACGACAACAACUUCGGCCUGGUUCACAAGUUGAAGCGGGACCCGUACGUCACCACGCUCGGCGGCUUCUCCAAAGUCACAAACUACUUAUUCGAUGCGCUGCGGGGGACGGAGGAGCAGCAACAGCGCCCCCCAGAGGAGGUGGCCGACCUGCUGGGCGAGGUCAUCCCGGGGCUGGAGAUCAACCAGCAGGAGGAGCCGGGCUUCGAGGUCAUCACCAGGAUCGACCUGGGCACGAGGCCCGAGGUGAGCAGGAAGUCGCCGCUGACUGCGGACGACUGGGCGCGACACCAGGACGCAGACGGGAGGAUGAAGAACGUCCCAGACCUGAAACACGCCGUCUUCAAGGGGGGUCUGUGCCACGCCCUCAGGAAGGAGGCCUGGAAGUUCCUGCUGGGGUAUUAUCCCUGGGAGAGCACGCACGAGGAGAGGAAGACCCUGCAGAGAGAGAAAACUGAUGAAUACUUCAGGAUGAAGCUGCAGUGGAAAUCUGUGAGUGAGGAGCAGGAGAGGAGGAACUCCAGACUGAGGGACUACCGGAGUCUGAUCGAGAAGGACGUGAACCGAACAGACCGAACGAACCGCUUCUACGAGGGCAUCGACAACCCGGGCCUGGUCCUGCUGCACGACAUCCUCAUGACCUACUGCAUGUACGACUUCGACCUGGGUUACGUUCAGGGCAUGAGCGACCUGCUGUCGCCCAUCCUCUACGUCAUGGAAAACGAGGUCGAGGCUUUCUGGUGCUUCGUGGCCUUCAUGGACCAGAUGCACGAGAACUUUGAGGAGCAGAUGCAGGGCAUGAAGACUCAGCUGAUCCAGCUCAGCUCGCUGCUCAGGCUGCUCGACCUCGCCUUCUGGAACUACCUCGAGUCUCAGGAUUCAGGAUACCUGUACUUCUGCUUCCGCUGGCUGCUCAUCAGGUUCAAGAGGGAGCUGAGCUUCGUGGACGUGCUGCGGCUCUGGGAGGUGAUGUGGACCGGGCUGCCCUGCGAGAACUUUCACCUGCUGGUGUGCUGCGCCAUCCUGGACUCAGAGAAGCAGAAGAUCAUGGAGGAGAACUACGGCUUCAACGAGAUCCUGAAGCACAUCAACGAGCUCUCCAUGAAGCUGGACAUCGAGGAGAUCCUGCAGAAAGCUGAGGGCAUCUGUCUGCAGAUCAGGAGCUGCAAGGACCUCCCUCGCCCCGUCGCCACCAUCUUGGGCUUUGAUGUCGAGUCUCGCCGUGCAGGCUCGACCGAUUGCGGCUCGGCGGCGACUUCCGGAGCGGCUCGGCGGGAGGUUGGCGUCUCCAACGGACACUCGAGAGAAAGCAGCUGCGAGCAGAGUGGCAGAGGGGCCUUCGUAUCGUAGUGAAGAGUGGAGAUGGACUGUGUGUGGGCGGGGUGAAUCUGUGGCCCCGCCUCACUGGAGGAGGGGGCGUGUGUAAAGAGAUUAUUGAGAAUCUUAUUUUUGUAAUUUCUUGUAUCGUGCGGCUCUAAUCAGGCUCCGCUCUGAUCUGAAACCUCAUUCAUCCUGAUGAACAGGAGGCGGAGCCAACCAGUGACUGAGCAAUCAUUCACCUGUUGGCUCCGCCUCCUGAGUGUUACGGAUAUGUUAAAGAUAGGGGUUAGGGUGGAGCAGCUGUCUGGCUGUAGUUUGAAUGAAUGAGGCUUCAGAUCCAGGAAGUUCCGCCCACAAGAGCCCUGAUUGGCCAUGCAGUGACAGAGGGAGGAGCUCUUUCUGUUGGAUGAUGGCGCUCGCAUUAUUCGCCGACAGGAGGUGCCUGUGUUCCUUUUCCUGUUGGCACUCUGACGUUUUUCUCUGUACUGAGAUCAGAUUAAAGACUCCACGUCAUCAGCUUCUGUCACCAUGACGACAGCGAACAAACCAAAGAAAUAAAGUUUGUUUCCUGCAG